AUGGAAACGUACAACGCCAACUGUCACUGUGGCGCCGUUCGAUUUUCCUUCUCCCUAGCACCGUUGAAGACCAUCAAAAUCAACCGAUGCAAUUGCUCCAUCUGCACGAAGAAUAGCUAUCUCCUGGUGUAUCCUCUUCGAAAGGAUGUAGUCUUCCGUCGCGGAGAGGACCAGCUCGCGGAGUACCGAUUCGGGAACAGAACAAAACCGCACAAGUUCUGCCCUAACUGCGGGACAUCUGUGUUGAUAGACUUUAAGGAGUCCCAGUUUGAAAAGGAAAGAGAAAUGAUGGCAAUCAAUGGAAAUUGCAUCACGAGGAGGAGGAGACUCUAA
Molecule: messenger RNA, 333 nt
Organism: Aspergillus oryzae RIB40
Lineage: Eukaryota; Fungi; Ascomycota; Eurotiomycetes; Eurotiales; Aspergillaceae
Product: GFA family protein
Exons: 2
Coding region: 1-333 (110 amino acids)
Molecular function (GO): carbon-sulfur lyase activity
Source: RefSeq, a predicted model, not a curated record